CUCCCCGCGAGGCGCCCCCAGACCCGAGGGUCCGCGCACUGCGCUCCGGGCCGGCGCCAUGGCGGUGCUGGGAGUGCAGCUGGUGGGGACGCUGCUGGCCGCUGCCCUCAUGCACCGGCUGGGCCCACACUGCUCCUUCGCCCGCUGGCUGCUCUGCAAUGGCAGCCUGUUCCGGUACAAACAGCCGUCCGAGGAGCAGCUCCGGGCCCUGGCUGGGAAGCAGAGACCCCGCGGCAGGAAGGAGCGGUGGGCCAAUGGCCUCGGCGAGGAGAAGCCGCUGUCUGUGCCCCGAGACGUCCCCCUCCAGCUGGAGACCUGCCCCCUCACGGCCGUCGACGCCCUCGCCCUGCGCUUCUUCCCAGAGUACCAGUGGUUCGUGGACUUUGCUGUGUACGCGGGUGGCGUGUACCUGCUCACCGAGGCCUGUCACGCGCUGGGCCCAGCCACGGGGGGCAGCCUGGCUGCCUGCUGGUGCCUGCUGGCCGCCGCCUGCUCUGUCAAGGUGCUCCUGACGGUGACGUGGCUCUACUUCGGCGUGGAGGGGGGCGGCGAGCGCUCUGUCUGCCUCGUCUUCGCCCUCCUCUUCCUGCUCCUGGCCCUGCUGGCGCAGGUGGUGCGGGAGGAGACGCUCGAGUGGGGCCUGGAGCCAGGCCUGGACAGCCUCACCCAGAGCUUGGAGCCACUUCUGAAGAAGCAGGGCUGGGACUGGGUGGCACCCCUGGUCAAGCUGGCCGUCCGCCUGUCCCUGGUGGCCGUGGGCUCCGUGCUGGGCGCCUGCCUCACCUUCCCGGGCCUGCGGCUGGCUCAGACGCACCGCGACGCGCUGGCCAUGGCGGAGCACCGGCCUGUGCUGCAGCUCCUGCUGCACCUCAGCUUCCUGUCACCGCUCGUCAUCCUGUGGCUCUGGACCAAGCCCGUCGCGCGUGACCUCCUGCUGUCGGACGCGGGCUUUGACGCGCUGCGCCUCUGGGUGCUGCUGGGGCUGAGCCUGCUGCGGCUGGCGGUGACGCGGCCUCACCUGCAGGCCUACCUGGGCCUGGCCCGGGCCCGCGUGGAGCAGCUGCGGCGGGAGGCCGGCCGCAUCGAGGCCCGCGAGCUCCAGCAGCAGGUGGUCCGAGUCUCCUGCUACCUGCCCGUGGUGAGCCUGCAGUACCUGGCGCCACUCGUGCUCACCCUCAACUGCACCCUGCUGCUCCAGGCACUGGGUGGCUACUCCUGGGGCCUCAGCCCGGCACCCCCACCGCCCCCCACCCCGCCCUUGGCCAGCGCUGGCCCCCUUGGCACCGAGGAGGACGAGGCCCGGCGGACGGCGGCCCGGAUCGCGGGGGCCCUGGGCGGCUUCCUGACACCCCUGUUCUGCCGUGGCGUCCUGGCCUUCCUCAUCUGGUGGACGGCCGCCUGCCAGCUGCUCGCCAGCCUCUUUGGCCUCUACUUCCACCAGCAGCUGGCAGGCACCUAGCUCCCGGGCCCCCUGUGGCCUCAGUUUCCCCACCUGCACCAGACUGGGCCUCGGCUGCGCCACCCCAGACCUCCUCGCCACCGUGCCUGAGCGGAGCCCUGUGGAGCUGGCUGCUGCCUGGAGACUGUGCUGCGG
Messenger RNA from Choloepus didactylus (southern two-toed sloth), 1594 nucleotides. It is a transcript of the gene TMEM161A, whose product is annotated as transmembrane protein 161A. The record is from RefSeq and is a predicted model, not a curated record. NCBI's taxonomy places the organism in Eukaryota, Metazoa, Chordata, Mammalia, Pilosa, Megalonychidae. The transcript has 12 exons. Bases 59 to 1459 code for a protein of 466 amino acids.